This is a messenger RNA of Ornithorhynchus anatinus (platypus), 1612 nucleotides long. It is a transcript of the gene CCDC83, whose product is annotated as coiled-coil domain containing 83. The transcript has 12 exons. Bases 243 to 1466 code for a protein of 407 amino acids. NCBI's taxonomy places the organism in Eukaryota, Metazoa, Chordata, Mammalia, Monotremata, Ornithorhynchidae. The record is from RefSeq and is a predicted model, not a curated record.
GCUCGGAGCCCCGGGGCAGAAGCGAGCGGCCCCUCACUAAAGACUAUCACGUCGUGUGGUACGGUGCCCCUUUCGAUUCCGGGAGGUGGAGGGGAGGGAGAGAGACGAAUUAUCCGGAUCGUUAAAGUGACGGACACAUUUUUCGCCGAAUUUACGGAGGUCCGGAGCGCUGCGAGAGCUCCGGGAACCCAGGAGGUGUGCCAAGAACACUUCCCACUUUCUAGAGGAGUUGGAUCAUCCAUAUGGUCGUAAAUAUGGAGAAAAAAAAGAAAACGGAAACCCAAGAUGGACCACCUAAAGAGAAUAAAAUGCCUUUCAGCGAAGCACUGAUAGCGUACCACAUCGAGAUAAAGGAAGAGGCGAUAGAACAACUUUUGGUUCAAGUAAAAAAACUUAAAGAAAAAAACCUAAAGUCCCAAGAAAGGAAUGAACGCCUAAAGAAAGAACAGCUGUGGCAUAUCAAGAAUAUACUAGGCAAAAUGAGAGACGAGGAGAAGAAGUUAGAACACGAGCCGAUUGUAACGAAGGAAGAAAUUGAAGAAGCCAUGAAAGAAAAAUGGCGAUUUGUCAAAGACCAGGAAAAGAAUUUGGAAGACAUGCGCGUGCGGGUGGAGAGUGCUGAGAAAAAAUACAUUCAGAAACGCAGCGAGAAGGAAUAUUUGGAGGAAUACAAGAACGUGGGGAGCAAAAAACAUGCCAACGAAAUCUCUUCCUUAGAAAAUGAGAUCCAGAUCAUCAAAAAAAAUACAGAAAAAAUGAUAGAGAAUUUUCGACUCACCGCGGAAGAAGCAAUAAAGAAAAUUGGCAGAUUCACUUUGAUGCAAGUGGAUGACAAGAAGGAAUUAGCCACCAAGAAAGCCGUAAGGAGCAUCGAUAGAAACAGUUAUACAGAGAUCAAGGAAAAUGACUGGCUUAAAAGAGAGGUUACGCUUUAUAGGAAGGAGGUGGAGGAGCUGGAACUUGACACGCAGCUCUUGGAAGAAGAAAACAUAAAGCUUGUCAGCGAAAUGUUUGACUGCCGACUAAAGGAUCUCAAAGUACCCAGGCACUUAUUUCUGACCCAGUGUGCUGGACUGGAAGAUCACCCAAGAGAGAGGAGAGGCAGGUGGAAAACGGAACCUUUAAUUCUCGGGAGUAAAAUAGCCCCUUGGGACAAGGAAAGGUUGUCUUUUAAGCCGGAUUCCCCGGACGCCUCCGUGGCCCCUAAAGAGGGCCAUUUUUUACACGAAGGCAGUCGCUUAUCAGGAUCUUCUGCUUCGGGUCUCGGCUCCUUGCUCUAUCAGGAGGACCAGGAUUUCAGGGAAUACACGGAGAUGGGUUCGCUGGACGUGAAAUUCAUGCGCGUGGAAGGGCUGGCGAUGCCCAUCCACAAGGACGAGAAGGAGGUCCCGGACAGAAGAGAGUACCAAGGGCUGCAGGAGCCAGGCUGCCACAUCACCCGCAGGACGGCCAAGUCGCUCCUCUAACGAGGGGCCGGGGCGCCCCCGGCCCCGCCGCCCACCGUGGACGGGAUGCCACAGGAAGGAUUUGAGGCUUAGCGGGGGUGUUUCAUUAAAGUGCCCCAGAUCCAGAUGUUGAAAAUCUGGGUGCGGGCCCUGCUCCGUCCCACAGA